CCGCCGCGGCCCGUCCCUCCGCGUUGCCAGGGCAGCGGAGCCGUGGAGUGGGGCAGGUCUUUGUGACUGGACACCAUGCCUCUUCCAGAAACCAUGUUCUGUGUCCAGCAGAUCAAAAUCCCUCCGGAACUACCCGACAUUCUGAAGCAAUUUACUAAAGCUGCUAUUAGGACUCAGCCUUAUGAUGUUUUGCAGUGGGCAGCUGCGUAUUUUUCAGCCUUGUCUAAAGGUGAACCCCUUCCUGUGAAGGAAAGGAUCGAAAUGCCUUUAGCAACAGAGAAAAAAGAUGCUGGUUUGACCCCAGGACUCCUUAAGGUCUUGCACAAACAGCUUUCUUCCAAAGGCAUGGUGACCUUUGCAGAACUGAGGGAUAAAUGGAAGCAUUUGGGCUUGCCAGAGAAGCAGCUGGAAGCUAUCCUGCAACUGGACAGUUUUGGAGAGAAGGUGGAAUGGAUGAAGUUUCUGGCACUUGGGUGCAGCGUGCUUGGUGGGUCCUUACUGAGUUCAAUGAAACAGGCCUGCGAGAUCCUAACAAGAGACCCAGAAGGUGGAGCAGCUCUCAUUCCCUUCGAAACAUUCUCAUUCCUUUAUUCAUAUUUGGCCAGUAUUGAUGGAGAGAUAUCAGAGACAGAAACUAAAGCAUUUCUCCACGGAAUUAAAGAACAAGCGGACAAACACUCUGGCAUGGUGUUGAUCAGACACUUCCUGCCAUACUCCUUUGUAUUUUAUUGAUCAACCCUACUCUUCAGCAUGAGGU
Molecule: messenger RNA, 757 nt
Organism: Pseudopodoces humilis (Tibetan ground-tit)
Lineage: Eukaryota; Metazoa; Chordata; Aves; Passeriformes; Paridae
Gene: ROPN1L
Product: rhophilin associated tail protein 1 like
Source: RefSeq, a predicted model, not a curated record